GCCUAGUUCUCAUGGUGCGGAAAAUCGCGUUGCGGGAGCGGAAUAUCGCUUUCUGUUGAAGAAAGUAAAAUUGGCCGGUUCACAUGAGGCGAGAUUCCGGAUGCGGAUUUUUAGAUAAAUUUAGGGUAUUUCAGAUUAUUUUCUAGUGAUUUUUUUUAAUGUCAGAACUUGAAAGGUGACAGUGACAAGACAAGUGUGUUUUUUAAGUAAAUAAACAAUAAACAAAAAUAUUUGUAACUUGUAUAUUAUUAUAUUAAUUUAAAUCUUAUGUGAUUAUGGAUACCAAUAUUGCUAACAAUUAUAACUACUAUCAAUGGAGAAGGCAGUACAUAGUUGGAUUAAUAUUAAUUUAUGAAUGGCAUAAAAACAAAAAGUCUUUACAAAAACAGAAUAAAAAAAGGAGAAUGUGGGUCAGAGAUAUUUUCUUAAAAAGGUCUGAGCAAGGCGAUUAUAAUAAUCUUGUGAGAGAAAUGCGGUUGGGAGAUAUUUCAAGAUAUCAUAACUAUCUGAGAAUGUCUCCAGAGCAAUUUGACUAUCUUCUGAGCAAAAUGGAGCAUGCAUUAGCAAAAAAUAAUAUUGUACGUGAACCGAUACCACCAGGAGAAAGAUUGGCUCUCACCAUAAGAUACCUAGCAUCAGGAGACAGUAUGAUGUCUAUGUCCUAUUCCUAUCGUGUGGGUAAAAGUACAGUUUCAUAUUUGGUAAAAGAAACAUGCAAAAUAAUUUGGAAAUGUUUAUGGCAAGAUUAUUUAAAACCUCCAAAUACAGAAAAGUGGAAAGAGAUUUCUAAUGAUUUUAAACGUGUGUGGCAAAUGCCUAAUUGUGUUGGAGCAAUUGAUGGCAAACAUGUGGUUAUUCAAGCCCCACCUAAUUCAGGCUCAGAUUUUUAUAAUUAUAAGGGAAGCCACAGCAUUGUUUUAAUGUCUAUAUGUGAUCCUUUUUAUAAGUUUACCUUAGUAGAUAUUGGGGCUCGAGGGCGCCAAAGUGAUGGUGGAAUAUUAAGAAAUUCUGAAAUGGGGAAAAAAUUAAUAGAAAAUCAAUUAGAAUUUCCUUCAGAUUGUCCAGUUGAGUAUGGUGGAGAAAAUAUACCAUUUUAUAUUGUUGGAGAUGAAGCAUUUCCACUUAGAACUAACUUAAUGAGACCAUAUCCAGGAAGAUUAUUAUCACAAGAAAAGAGAAUUUUCAAUUAUCGCCUAAGUAGAACUAGGAGAGUUUCAGAGAAUACUUUUGGGAUAUGGGUCGCAAGAUGGCGCAUCUUUCGUAGACCAAUAAAUACCUGCUUAGAAACAACUGAAGACAUGAUCAAAGCAACUAUAUGUCUCCAUAACUAUUUAAUGGAGGGUAGACAUGAACUUUAUUGUCCAAAAAAUUUUGUCGAUAUGGAAGAUGCAAAUGGAAAUAUUACCAAUGGGCUUUGGAGGGAAGAAGGUGACUCUAACAACGUUUAUAGUUCUACCAGGAUGGGUAGUAACAAUACUACUCUUAAUGCAGCCAAAGUGAGGAGUCAUUUAACAUCUCACUUCUUGUUUGAUGGAGCAGUUCAAUUUCAGUGGAACAAAUAAAUAAUAUAAAAUAUAAAGUAUAAAUAAUUAUGAUAAAGCAAUAAUAAUACCUAUACUUUUGUAUUCACAAUUCUUAAUUAUUUAAUUUAUGCGUUACUUUUAUAUCUAUUUUUUAAUAUUUUCUAGCCAUUUAGAUUUGGGACAAAUAAAGAAUAAAUUUCACUCAUU
Sitophilus oryzae (rice weevil) is the source of this 1730-nucleotide messenger RNA. RefSeq names its product protein ANTAGONIST OF LIKE HETEROCHROMATIN PROTEIN 1-like. The transcript is spliced from 4 exons. The record is from RefSeq and is a predicted model, not a curated record. Bases 276 to 1562 code for a protein of 428 amino acids. Lineage: Eukaryota; Metazoa; Arthropoda; Insecta; Coleoptera; Curculionidae.